AACGCAAUACAUCAGAACGGUUGACAAUUUAAUAGCGUCGAGACUGAGCCUGAAACUGCAAUUGCAUGCAGCACAUUUUGCUGCUGCCAUUAAUACCCAGCACUUGAUGAAUCACCUGGGCGGCAGUCAGGGUGCUAUCGGUGUACCCUAUAAUACCCAUAAUGUUGGCGUUGGCGCUGGCGUUGUUGGCAAUGGCGGUUUGGUUUUGCGAUGCACAGCACAAAUUGGUGAUUUGUAUCAGGAGUACAAGGAAAUCGAAUUGGGCACACCGCAAAAGGAUCCGGUGCCAGCUAGAGUGACAUUGUCAUCCGGCUCCAGUCUACGUAAUUUCUUCGAGACAUACUUCGCCUCGGCCACCUCCUCCGCAGCGGCAAGCGCAUUAUCGCCGAACAGCAUAGCGCGUCCAUUGAAAUUGACAGUAUUGGCAGCUGCUGUAUGGCGCUCACGAGCGAUACUCCUCGCCAUGGCAGCCGGUGGAGUUGCUAUUUACAACACAUUAAGGUUAAAGCAAGCCGCCAUCACCAGCAGAUAGUUCAAUCGCUCCAAAUCGAACACAUUUAUGCAAUGAAAAUAAUGGAUGAGUCUGAGGAUGAGUCGACGGCUGCAGUGGAUGCUGUGGAUGAAUGCCAAUGGCAGUGGCGCGUGAGAGGUUAGUUGGUUGGAUGGCUCACUGCAAUGCAUUGAAUGGCGUGUGCACAUACAGCUGAGCCAGAAUAAAGAAAAACAAAAGGAUGGAGCAUAAUUAUAGGCGUUGCAACAAAAGCUUUUAAUUGCAAGGGACGACACGAAGCAGCAAAAGAGCAGGAAAAAAGGGCAAGCAAGAGAUAGUGAAAAUACGAUAUUUUAAGUCAGUUUACUUAAGAGAUGAGUUAUACGCGUACACGCAUACAUACGCACAUACAUACAUACACACACACAUGCAAAGUACUACAUGUUAAUUAAGUUAAUUAGGAAGAGCUUAAGAAUUGCGCUGCUGUUGAAAUGAAAAACAAACAAGUACGCGGAGCAAAAAGUGAAUAACUUUUUAAGCAAAUAAUUCGAGGAUACAAUAUUUGCAUGUUUGUAAUUGAAUAUUGUUAUAUAAUUAUGUUUUACAACUACAAAGUUAAUUAAGCAUAAGUUACAAAGAAAAAACCAUGCAUUUAGCAAUUAAUAAAAGAACAAAGCGAAAAAGCGCAAAUUUAAGUGGAUAUGAAAAUAAAAAUGAAAAAAAAAUCACACAAAUAAAUAUAAAAAAAUAUUUUAGGUGUUAAUUAUUGUGGAAGAAUUGAUAAUAAAUAAAUAUUUGUAAAUAAUAAAUGCACACGCAUUCUAAUGGAUAAGUAAACAAAUGCAAACACACGCCAACACAAGCGCACGCAUACAUGCCCACACACGUUCAUACAACCGGAAGCUUCUACAUUAGUUAGGCUGCUACUCAGCAGGCUUUUGUACGCUGAUUAUUCUUAAGUUUUACGCAAGCAAUGCUGGCCAGUUUUCUAGGCGCUUCACAGCUGAUAUUUUUUAUUCUCAAAAAGACUUUGAUUCCAAAUAUUUUAAAGAUAGUGGACUUUUUAUUAUAGGCAAUAAAGUAGGAGAAAAACAAAAAAAAAUAUUGGUUAAAUUUUAGUUAUAAUUACGGGAAUGAAAAACUAAAAAAUGUUCAU
This is a messenger RNA of Anastrepha ludens (Mexican fruit fly), 1646 nucleotides long. RefSeq lists its product as uncharacterized. The transcript has 2 exons. The coding region runs from base 107 to 532 and encodes 141 amino acids. NCBI's taxonomy places the organism in Eukaryota, Metazoa, Arthropoda, Insecta, Diptera, Tephritidae. The record is from RefSeq and is a predicted model, not a curated record.